GUACGAUGCCGCACUCAAGGACCACCGGGAGCAGUCGCGCUGGACGAAGGUCCGCCGGCAGCUGGAGACGGAGGCACGCACCAUGGAGGAGAGUUUCAUCAGCAAGCACAACGCUUCCACAGAGGAGGUCGUUGAGCUGAACGUUGGCGGGACGUACUUUUCAGUGUCCAG
Prorocentrum cordatum is the source of this 171-nucleotide messenger RNA. NCBI's taxonomy places the organism in Eukaryota, Dinophyceae, Prorocentrales, Prorocentraceae. The record is from the annotation of a GenBank genome assembly.